Molecule: messenger RNA, 1796 nt
Organism: Salvia splendens (bonfire salvia)
Lineage: Eukaryota; Viridiplantae; Streptophyta; Magnoliopsida; Lamiales; Lamiaceae
Product: methyltransferase N6AMT1
Exons: 3
Coding region: 329-1096 (255 amino acids)
Biological process (GO): methylation
Cellular component (GO): eRF1 methyltransferase complex
Molecular function (GO): protein methyltransferase activity; S-adenosylmethionine-dependent methyltransferase activity; nucleic acid binding
Source: RefSeq, a predicted model, not a curated record
AUGGAAAAGUAAUCCCCUCCUCUUCCCCAAACUCAAUACAAUUCCCAAAUCAAAAAUCACAAGCCCUAGUCCCCAAAUCCAGCAAUCUACCGGCGGCGCAAUUCGUUCAGAGAUACAAUCUAACAAUCCACCGUAGCGGCGGCGCAAUUCGUUCAGAUAUAACGGCAGCCAUCUCAUCGUCGCCGGUAAUUCAUCUCUUUCUUCUCUCCCGCUGAAAUGUACUUCGACAGAAAUCCAUCAUUUUUAUUGGUGCUGCUAUUGGAUACAUAUCUUCUGCUAAUUUGAAUCGAAAUUGAAUCCUAGUGGUCUCUCCCUAGAUUUAUGCACGAUGCGCUCCAACAUAGCUCGAAUUCAGCUCGUGAGUUCACACCCUGAGGUUUACGAUCCAUGUGAUGAUUCAUUUGCACUGGUAGAUGCAUUGCUAGCUGAUCGAGCUAGCCUAAUCGACCACCGUCCCUCGAUUUGUAUGGAAAUCGGCUGCGGUAGUGGCUACGUCAUCACUUCACUCGCUCUGCUGCUCGAGAAAGAGUGCUCUGGCUCGUACUACGUUGCAACGGACAUAAACCCCCACGCCACCACAGUGACGCGCGAAACACUAGCCGCGCACGGGUGUUUUGCUGAGGUCGUGCACACGGAUAUUGCAUCGGGGCUGGAGAAGCGCUUGGCCAGAAGCGUGGACGUGAUGCUGGUGAAUCCGCCUUAUGUGCCGACUCCGGAUGCAGAGGUUGGUUGCCGCGGAAUCGCCUCUUCCUGGGCCGGGGGAGAGGAUGGGAGGCGUGUUAUCGAUAGGAUAUUGCCAGUCGCGGACGACCUUUUGUCGGAUAAGGGCUGGCUGUACAUGGUUACACUCACUGCGAAUAACCCCGUGGAGUUGUGUGUACAGAUGAGGAAGAAAGGGUAUGCUUCUCGGAUUGUUCUGCAGAGAUCGACAGAAGAAGAGAGCCUCAACAUCAUCAAGUUCUGGCGGGAUGUGGAUACCUUGCUGGAGGCGAAUGAGUGUACAGAAGUUGAGAAAACAGAGAAUGGGGCCGGGUUGGGAUUGCCUCAUUUUUCCCCGUUUUCGUGUUGGAAUUAUGGGAACCGCACUGCGAACUAGCGUAAAUAGGAUGGGGAAUCAUCUCAUCUUGAUUGGCUCAACUGCAAUUCUGAAACUCUUCGUAAGUUUUUUCUAACUGCGCCGGUUCUCGGUGGAACAAGAGGAGCUGAUGCAUCGUUCUUCAGUCGAGGAUGUAGCUAACAGACACAACAAAAUAACAGGGCUCACUGACCGACGUAUAUUUAUAAUCGAUGGUGGCGUUAUAAUCGAUGUCCGUGAUAAACCAUCGGUAAAAUGUCGUCGACGCUAUCCCGACAAACUUUACCUCCAUAUCACCACUGGACUUGUUCGUCGUUAAACAUGUCACCAACGCGGGUGAGUACCGAUGGAUUGGUGUCUAUCGCUAAUUGUUUUUUUCCUACUACUUUGUUCGUAGGUAAUCCGUCAAUUCGUGUUUAAUUAGUCAUAGGGGGGUUGGUUAGCUAUGACUAAUUAUCCCAUGAUUAUCCAUCUAGGAUUGAAUUGUGGUAUUGAAUCUCAUGAACCAAACACACUACAUAUUUAAUCCCGAAUACAAUCUUGCAAACCGAACACCCCCUAUAUGAUGAAUAGUAUAAUCGAAACUAGUUUGUACUUCAAAACGGUUACCAACAAAUCUUUUCGAUCAUUCAAAGAAUCAAAAUCAUGGCAUGUUUAUUUCGAAGUUCGACUCUAAAAAUUAGGUCAAGUUUGUACUUCAAUAAAUCAUUUUAUAUUCUAA